UUCCAGGCGACGGCCGUAAGUGGCGGGCGGAAGCGGCCCGCGUAGACAGCCGUAAACGGCUCCCUGGCGCCACUUCCGGCCGGCUUCCGCAGACGGCGCUGGUGGGCGAUCGUGAGGCGCCGGAGGACGUUCCCCGCGGCCGGAGCCAUGGAGAUGCCUCUACCGCCCGACGACCAGGAGCUUCGAAAUGUCAUCGACAAGCUGGCUCAGUUCGUGGCUCGCAAUGGGCCUGAGUUUGAGAAGAUGACGAUGGAGAAGCAGAAGGACAACCCGAAAUUCUCGUUUCUGUUUGGAGGAGAGUUCUACAGUUACUACAAGUGCAAGCUGGCGCUGGAGCAGCAGCAGCUUAUCUGCAAGCAGCAGGCACCAGAGUUGGAGCCAGCCACAGCCAUGCCACCCCUGCCACAGCCCCCACUGGCCCCAGCUGCACCCAUCCCGCCUGGCCAGGGUGCACCAUCCAUGGAUGAGCUCAUCCAGCAGAGCCAGUGGAACCUCCAGCAGCAGGAACAGCACCUGCUGGCCCUCAGACAGGAGCAGGUGACAGCGGCUGUGGCCCACGCUGUAGAGCAGCAGAUGCAGAAGCUCCUGGAGGAGACCCAGCUGGACAUGAAUGAGUUUGACAACCUAUUGCAGCCCAUCAUCGACACGUGCACCAAGGAUGCCAUCUCGGCUGGGAAGAACUGGAUGUUCAGCAAUGCCAAGUCCCCCCCACACUGCGAGCUGAUGGCAGGCCACCUUCGGAACCGUAUCACGGCUGACGGGGCACACUUUGAGCUGCGGCUGCACCUCAUCUACCUGAUCAAUGAUGUGCUGCACCACUGGGCCCUGACGCGCGGAAGGUCUCUCCCUCACAGCCAGCGCAAGCAGGCCCGGGAGCUGCUGGCCGCCCUGCAGAAGGUCGUGGUGCCCAUAUACUGCACCAGCUUCUUGGCCGUGGAGGAGGACAAACAGCAGAAGAUUGCCCGGCUCCUGCAGCUCUGGGAGAAAAACGGCUACUUCGAUGACUCCAUCAUUCAGCAGCUGCAGAGCCCAGCGCUGGGGCUUGGCCAGUACCAGGCAACUCUCAUCAAUGAGUACUCCUCAGUGGUGCAGCCGGUGCAGCUGGCUUUCCAGCAGCAGAUCCAGACCCUCAAAACACAGCAUGAAGAGUUUGUCAACAGCCUUGCCCAACAGCAACAGCAGCAACAACAGCAACAACAGAUCCAAAUGCCACAAAUGGAAGCGGAAGUCAAAGCCACACCACCACCACCUGCUCCACCCCCAGCCCCAGCACCUGCCCCGGCCAUCCCACCAACUACCCAGCCUGAUGACAACAAGCCUCCUAUCCAAAUGCCAGGCUCUUCAGAGUAUGAUGCCGCAGGAGGGGUCCAGGAUCCUGCAGCCACUGGACCCCGGGGCCCUGGGCCUCAUGACCAGAUGCCGCCUAACAAGCCCCCUUGGUUUGACCAGCCUCACCCUGUGGCUCCUUGGGGCCAACAGCAGCCACCGGAGCAGCCUCCCUACCCACACCACCAAGGCGGGCCACCCCACUGCCCACCCUGGAACAACAGCCACGAGGGCAUGUGGGGCGAGCAGCGUGGGGACCCUGGUUGGAAUGGCCAGCGUGAUGCGCCCUGGAACAGCCAGCCCGACCCUGCCUGGAACAGCCAGUUUGAGGGCCCCUGGAAUAGCCAGCAUGAGCAGCCGCCUUGGGGCGGGGGCCAGCGUGAACCACCCUUCCGCAUGCAGCGGCCACCGCACUUCCGUGGGCCCUUCCCGCCCCACCAGCAGCACCCACAGUUUAACCAGCCGCCACACCCCCACAACUUCAACCGCUUCCCACCUCGCUUCAUGCAGGAUGACUUCCCCCCUCGGCACCCCUUCGAGCGGCCACCCUACCCUCACCGUUUUGAUUACCCCCAGGGUGACUUCCCCGCAGAGCUGGGCCCCCCUCACCACCACCCUGGCCACCGCAUGCCUCAUCCGGGGAUCAACGAGCACCCACCCUGGGCUGGGCCCCAACACCCCGACUUUGGCCCUCCCCCCCACGGCUUCAACGGGCAGCCCCCCCACAUGCGACGACAGGGCCCACCCCACAUCAACCACGAUGACCCCAGUCUGGUCCCCAAUGUGCCCUACUUCGACCUCCCUGCUGGGCUGAUGGCCCCCCUUGUGAAGCUGGAAGACCAUGAGUAUAAGCCUUUGGACCCUAAGGAUAUCCGCCUCCCGCCCCCCAUGCCACCUAGUGAGAGGCUGCUGGCUGCCGUGGAGGCCUUCUACAGCCCCCCAUCCCAUGACAGGCCCAGAAACAGUGAAGGUUGGGAGCAGAAUGGCCUCUAUGAGUUUUUCCGAGCAAAAAUGCGGGCCCGGCGGAGGAAAGGCCAGGAAAAGAGAAACAGUGGACCUUCAAGGUCUCGGAGCAGAUCCAAGAGCCGAGGGCGGUCUUCCUCCCGCUCCAACUCAAGAUCCUCAAAGUCAUCAGGCUCAUACUCGAGGUCAAGGUCACGGUCGUGCUCCCGCUCAUACUCCCGCUCCAGAUCCAGGUAUGCAAAACACCACCGUGUGAUGGUGACAUCUGAGGCCUCUUACUAUGGCUCCCCUGCUACUGACCCUCACACUCUCUUCCCCCACAGGAGCCGCAGCAGAUCUCGCUCCUGGAGGAGCCGCUCCCACUCUCGGUCCAGGUCCAGGUCUAAGUCAUACUCCCCUGGAAGACGGCGUCGGUCGCGGUCUAGGAGUCCCAUCCCGCCUUCCUCGGCUGGUCUUGGUUCUAAUUCAGCACCUCCUAUACCUGACUCAAGGCUCGGAGAAGAGAACAAAGGCCAUCAGAUGCUGGUGAAGAUGGGCUGGAGUGGCUCUGGCGGCCUCGGUGUGAAAGAGCAAGGGAUCCAGGACCCCAUCAAGGGGGGGGACGUCCGGGAUAAGUGGGACCAGUACAAGGGUGUGGGUGUGGCCCUGGAUGACCCCUACGAGAACUACCGCCGAAACAAAAGCUACUCUUUCAUCGCUCGCAUGAAGGCCAGGGAUGAGUGUAAGUAGGGCCAGCAAACCAGGAGCAGCAGCAUUGGCUGUUGGGACCUUCCUGGUUCACUGGCAGUGGAAGAUCAUAGUGACAGCUCAGUUUCACACAGCCUCCAUGUUUGGGGAACAACAGGAAGAAAAGGAAGACUAAUGCAUGCCUUGCCAAGGGCGCCAUGCUCGUGGCAUGGAAAGGCCACUGGCUCCACCUGUGAUCCACACCAGGAGGUACCAUAGCCACCAAGGACGUGGGCUUGUUUUCCUUUACAGUGAAGCAAGAAACACAAGACCCUCCAUCCCCUGAGUAAGAAUUCUUCACACCUGAAGGAAUGGAUGUGUGCGUCUUUCCUAAAUCAGAUUCUGAGCCUCCUCGUAGGCUCCAGUAGGAGCAUGUGGAGGAAGGGCCCAGAGCCAACAGGGCAACCCGCCUGCCCCCUUUGGCUGUGUAGUGCUGAAGCCACGGCCAGGUGCCUGAAUGCUUAUGAUUGGAAAACAGAUAAACAAAACCUUUUUGACUUGCAAUGUUAAGCAGGGUUUUCAUUUUUCCACCCAUUGGUUUAGUUUUAAAAAAGAGAAUAUUGACCUGAGACGAUCCCCAGUGAGAUCACUUAAAAUCUGAUUAUUCUAAGAUAUACUGGCCCUUAGUUCAGUUACUUUAGUUGUAUAAGUUGGUAUUUUUUUCUGGAAUGUUAGCCAUUUGCUAUUUGGAAAAAGAAGGUUCUAAACCAGUCUAAAGUACCUUCAGGUCAAGGAGCGCAAGCCUUGAAGAGUCUGUGCACUUAGUGUCUCUACUUGUGUUUCUCGCUUAGAAGAUCCCCAACACCAGCACGUGUGUGCAACAGCCCAUUCCGAUCCAGAGCAUGGAGUUCAACCCCCAGCUAGGGCCUCCUGCUCUGCCAUUUAAUUUUCACACCCCCACCCCGAGAUGAAGCCCAGAGGAGAGCUGCCUCUGCCAGAAGCUGAAGGUAACCAUGCCAGGAUUAGCCACAAUUUGUGGCCCUGGGCAGCUCAGUGUGGUGCCGUUUGUACAGAAACAUUUUUGGAAAAAUUCUUUUCAUUAAGAUGCAAAAUCCUCUCCACCUUUUCAACCCAAUGUAAUAAAAUAUUUGAUUUCGUUCUAGAUUUUCUGUAGCUGUGAAUUGUUCAAACCUGUCUGAUCCAGGAUAAAAUGUAAACACGUGCUGUUAACAAUUUCUUGUGGAUUUUACUGUUUUGCUUUCAAAUAAAGACUUUUUUUAAAGA
Molecule: messenger RNA, 4239 nt
Organism: Nycticebus coucang (slow loris)
Lineage: Eukaryota; Metazoa; Chordata; Mammalia; Primates; Lorisidae
Gene: CHERP
Product: calcium homeostasis endoplasmic reticulum protein
Exons: 16
Coding region: 148-3018 (956 amino acids)
Biological process (GO): intracellular calcium ion homeostasis; RNA processing
Cellular component (GO): perinuclear region of cytoplasm
Molecular function (GO): RNA binding
Source: RefSeq, a predicted model, not a curated record